GUAUUGUACCAGCCCAGAUCCGGAAGAGAAACAACUGACCAGAACGGAAGAAAAGCGGUAGUGAGCGCCUGAGCAACAAACCCGACAGAGUGGCGACGUCUCUUUCGCCGCCAUCCAGCCACCGUGCCCCGCCUCCAGGUCCAGGAGACCGUCCAGGCCCUCUGCGGCUCUGCCUCACCGGCGCUGCGUCUCUGCGGUUCGCCAGCCAUCCAGGCCCUCAGCCCCUCUGCGGGUCGCCGGAAGCUCUGCGCCCCUGGACCUCUUUCAGUCUGCCCCUCACAGCCUCACUGUUUCACUGCCUUGUUAUUCGUUACUAGUCUGUUUGGAACUUAAGGAGGAUCGUAUGUUAGAGAAAGAACACGACAAAAGUUGAGAGACGGUUCUGAAGGAAAGAAAAUAUUGCAGAAUGUGUUCCUGCAGGUAUCUAGAAUUGCAAGAUCAGAAGAUGGAGGAGAAUUUUGGCAAGUCACGCAAAAAGAAAGCCGCUGUCCAAAAAACUUGCUCCCCCCAAACUCAAGGGGACACUUUGAAAAGGAUGCAAGUAGCGCAGAAGGCUUCUUCUUCCAUAAGAGGUCAUGCAAUGGAUGCAUCUACUCCUGCAGACGACUAUCGGGCAUUGAGGAAAAAAUAUUUGCUCCUUGAAGAGGAAAGUUUUACACUUGGGAAAGAGUUAAUGGAAGUUGAAGAUGACAUCAAAGUUCUUGAAGAGGAGAAGUUGGGACUUCUAGAUGAGCUUGUUGUGUUAGAAGGGUUAGUUGACCCUUCAGAAAUUCAACCCCAAAGCCAAAGAUUACAAUAAACUGGCUUUCAAUACCCAUAUGGCCCAUAUGAUGAUCAGUAUGAUAGUGAUGUACAAUUGCACAACACUAAUUGCUGUAGAAAUGGUCGCAGGACAUUAGAAUUUCCUCAUUCUAAAAUCAUGCUAUGGAUGUACAUAUUCUUCAGUGCACAAAUAUUAAUACUAGUAUUUAUGUAAAUGAGCCUAAAUGAGGGAUUAUGCAUGUACUAUUUAGUAAGCAUGUCGAGUCUAAAGAAGCAAGUCAGUAAAUAUUUAAACAUUA
Molecule: messenger RNA, 1061 nt
Organism: Cuscuta epithymum
Lineage: Eukaryota; Viridiplantae; Streptophyta; Magnoliopsida; Solanales; Convolvulaceae
Source: the annotation of a GenBank genome assembly